CAGAGAGCGCCUGCAGCCUCCGAGGGCUCUCCAGCUAGGGAAGAGAGCCGAGCCGAGCGACGGGGCCCAGCCUGACCUGCGCAGCCUGAAGCCGCUGGCAUCCCCUCAGCCCCGGCCAGCGGAGGAGCGGAGGCAGCGCCUCAGCCGCCACCAUGGUGAAGGUGUCCUUUAACUCGGCCUUGGCGCAGAAGGAGGCCGGCAAGAAGGAGGACGAGGAGGGGAAGGAAGGCGGAGGGCUGGGCCAGGUGCUCAUCGUGCCUGCAGACGGCCAGGAUCCCGAGUUGGUGGUGCCUGUUCGACAAAGGAGAGCUUGCUGUUGGUGUUGGUGUAUGUGCUUUGGACUGGCUUUUAUGCUUGCUGUUGUGAUACUUGGGGGUGCCUAUCUGUACAAGUAUUUUUCACAUCAGGAAAACGGUGUUUACUUCUGCGGAAUAAAGUACAUUGAGGAUGGCUUGGCUUUAACAGAACCUGACGUGGGUGCUCCAGCUCCUCGUUACCAGAUAAUCGAAGAGAACAUUCGAAUCCUGGAAGAGGAAGACGUCGAGUUCAUCAGCGUGCCCAUUCCAGAGUUUGCGGACAGUGAUCCGGCUGACAUCGUACAUGAUUUUCAAAGGAGACUUACAGCUUACCUUGAUCUUAGCCUAGAUAAGUGCUACGUCAUUCCUUUAAACACGUCAGUGGUUAUGCCACCUAAAAACUUCUUGGAGUUGCUGAUCAAUAUCAAGGCUGGAACAUACUUGCCUCAGUCAUACUUGAUUCACGAGCAGAUGAUUGUUACUGAUCGCAUAGAAAAUGUGGAUCAGCUGGGCUUUUUUAUCGAUCGCCUCUGUCGUGACAAGGAGACCUACAAAUUGCAGCGCAAGGAAACUCUGAGAGGAAUUCACAAACGUGAAGUGAGUAACUGCCGAAAAAUUCGACACUUUGAGAACAGAUUUGCUGUACAAACCCUCAUUUGUGAACAAUGAGACCACAAUUGUGAUACAAGAUGGAAAGAACCUUGUUGGCCCCACCCUUCAUAUCAUAUGCUGUGAUUUUUAUUUUACAUCGGUUAUGUCAGUAGUGGACCAUCCUUCAUAGCUGAACACCGAUACUUUUCCUUCUGAUGAAACACAGUAUGAUUUUUAUCGUGUUUCCAUAUUUUCAAGAGUGGUUUUUACAUGUUGAAUAGCAAUUGUAUAAUGGCUUAGCUGUUAGUGCGUUUCAUGUAAUGAACCUUGAAGAAAUAGCCGGAGGUCCAUAAUACCUCACAUCUUCUAGCAAAACUGGGUAGAAUGACCCCUCUGAAUUAAAAACAAAAAUAUAUGUACAAAUUAACUGCAACACUUAAGAGAUCUAAUGACAUAUUACUAGUGAUUGCGGGUGGUUUACAGAGAUUGGAAAAAAUUUUGAAUAAAAAGUGCAAUUUCUUGGUGUGUGUGUUUUUUAAAGCAAUCACACUUAACUUUGAUUUUCGUUGUGGUAUUUUAAUAUAUGUCAGCUGUAACAAAGUUAGUCAGUAACUUCAUGUUACUAACCUGUAUAUAAGCUAUAUAUGUGCAAUGGAAAAUAAAUAUUACAAAUCUGUUUGUCUAAAA
Eublepharis macularius is the source of this 1574-nucleotide messenger RNA. RefSeq names its product integral membrane protein 2B (gene ITM2B). Lineage: Eukaryota; Metazoa; Chordata; Lepidosauria; Squamata; Eublepharidae. The record is from RefSeq and is a predicted model, not a curated record. Gene Ontology annotation, molecular function: amyloid-beta binding. The transcript is spliced from 6 exons. Gene Ontology annotation, cellular component: plasma membrane; Golgi apparatus; extracellular exosome. Bases 153 to 965 code for a protein of 270 amino acids. Gene Ontology annotation, biological process: negative regulation of amyloid precursor protein biosynthetic process.